GCCAGCGACGAGUUAAAUUCGAGCGUCCAUGGAAUGCGAGUCGCGUUUUCGCGCUUCGCGUUGAAAAUUUUAAAUUAAUAAUUUGAAAUUCGAGUACAACGCGGCCGUAAAUAUCGCUGUUAUCCGAUGCAGAGCAGUUGUGCGUGGAUUCGACACGAGUGUUUUCCCAUACGUUCAAUUUGACGAUUUUAAGUUAGUUAUUGUGUGUUGUGUGUGUUCCGCGCAAACAUUUCGUACCAGCGCGAGACGCGAAUGUGCUGUGCGUUUAGUGUCACGUGCUAAUAGUAAUUAUAAAUAAAACACACGCACACGUAGCGCGAGACCGCAAGGAGAAACUCUCCAGCUGCUGCUGGCCUGUGCGUCGUUAAAAUUUAGGCGCGUUUGGUUUAUUGUGAGCGCGCCGCGUGGAAUAGACUCGCGGCUCGCGAGGAUAAUUUGUGUUAUCGAUGAGGUUGGUCUCUUAAAACGUGCGUACGCGUGGUGCCAGUCACCAGUUAACUGUCAGAUUGUGUAUGGGCUCGGUUCGGUAAACGAAAUAUUCGAAAUUGAAGGAAAUUGAAAAUCAGUGUAUUUUCUGCAUUCGGCUGCGACGCAACGCAUUUCCGGUUUUUGACACAAGUCCUGCGGCGCCAACGCCAAGCUCUAGAGCUACACAUCCGCAAAAGGAGUAAAAAAGGUCCUUGCAGUCGUCACCUAUUUACUGAUAGUCAUACCGACGGUCUUGUCAGCACCCAGCGGCAGCAUGGAGCAACAACAGGAAGAUCCCUUCUGGGUACUCAAUGAGAAUGUGCAACCGGAGGAUAAUAUCACGCAAGCACUCAAAGCACAGCUGGCGAAAACCAUCCAGACGCAGGCGAAGAUCGCAUGCAACAAAGCCAAUCAUUCCCUUGAAGAAUACACGAAAAACCAAUUCAGUAUGACACCGGAACAAGUCCAUCAACGCUAUAAUUCUACAUCGUUUGAUUGGUUACCUUCCAAGUCGGACAUACCGAAACAAUUUGGUACGGAUGUAACUGAUGGGUUCACACGUACGAUGGAAGAAGAAAUGAUCCACUUGUACCAUCAAUUCCAAAAAAUCGGCGUGGGUAUCGAACAAAUCGUCAGUGAAUACAACAACUGUACACCCAAUAAUGGUGCUGAUCAAUCAGUCUGCAUCAACUUCAACAAUAUGCGUCAGGACCUCACCACGCUCCUACGCGAACUCAACAUGAACAUUGGUACCCUCGGUCUGGUUCGCAAGCCAGACGUUGAACGAGAUAUCAUGCCCGAUGAGGAUAGACAAGUUGAUGAAACAACGCGCAGAAUACGCAACUGGGUGAUCUACCGUGACUACAUCAACGCCCUGGAGUACACCAUCAAAGCAUUCGAGACGCACUUCUGAGAGGAGGCCCUACUGGGCGAGCGCGUUACACCGCUCGUCCUCGAUCUACGAUCGCACACUUCCUUCGACUAGAGACAUAUCUCCCUAUAUUUACAUUCUACCUAUUUAUUGCAUCGCGUUGUUCAUUUUCUUACAUAACAUUUUAUUUAUUUGACGUGUCGAACGAAAAUAUUGUAAAUAUUUAUUCGAUUAAUUUAUAUACAUAUAUAUAUUUAAAAAUGGCGGCAAGUAGCAAGCGAGAAACACUAUUAACAUUAUUUUGAAUUGUAAUUAAGACCGUAGUUAAUAUUUAUUAAUUUAUAUCUACUAUAUUUAGCGAAUGACUCUAUUUACGAUACGCGAACUAUGUUGAAACUCUUUAUGACUGUAUAUAAUCGCUAGGAUAAUUAGCAAACGUGUGCAGUUGUUGUAGCUACUCUAGUACCAUAAUACACACACCUGCUUUCGAAGACGGAUGCUGAUGCAGGCGUUUGAUCAUGGACGCCACACACACACACACAUUUACACACUCACUCAGAAAGGAGUAUUUCAACGCGACCCACACACUUAUUUGAUUUGUGUUGUGUUGUGUACUUGACACUUGUUGUGUUACUUUUGAUGCACACCUUCAAUUGCGGGUGUCCAUCAAAACGAAAUCAAUAACAGACAGUAUUUGACUUGGCAGUUGUAUGAUUUAUACUGUGAUAUUAGAGCACAUUAAUGAAGGAAUAUUUAUUGUUAUUAAAUGUAUACUACUUGUUUA
Dalotia coriaria is the source of this 2123-nucleotide messenger RNA. RefSeq lists its product as uncharacterized. The record is from RefSeq and is a predicted model, not a curated record. The transcript has 5 exons. NCBI's taxonomy places the organism in Eukaryota, Metazoa, Arthropoda, Insecta, Coleoptera, Staphylinidae. The coding region runs from base 743 to 1381 and encodes 212 amino acids.